Messenger RNA from Blepharisma stoltei, 1542 nucleotides. The record is from the annotation of a GenBank genome assembly. NCBI's taxonomy places the organism in Eukaryota, Ciliophora, Heterotrichea, Heterotrichida, Blepharismidae.
AUGAAAAAGGCUGUUUUCUUUUUAGGAAUUUCAGCAGGCUCUGCUUUUUCUGUCUUAAAUUGAGAAUUUUCUAUUCCCAAUCCAGUCGGUCCUCCGUAUCAAGAACUCCCUAAGCUUCCUUACGAAUCUCACCCAAAUUCUCACUUUAUCUCAAAAAUUCCUAAAAAAAUAGGUAUCAUUGGAGGAGGCUUAGCAGGCCUUGUGACUGCAAAAAUACUAAAAACUCAAGGCUAUGAAAUCGAAAUACUAGAAAAACAGUCAACUCCAGGUGGAGUUUGAUCAGAAAAUUACGAUGAAGCUGGGCUUCAAUUUGCUUUUCGGUCAUAUUAUCUACCAGAUGAUCCAAUUAAAAACGCCCCAAUGCUCCCUAAACUUGAUUAUUUACAGCACUGAAUUAACGAAGACAUAAUUAAAAAAUUCAAUUUACUCCCUUUGCUUCACUGCGAUGCAAAUGUAACUUCAAUAAGGCAAAAUGAGGAUGAGUCAUGACAAGUUAACCUUUCAGAUGGAAAAUCAAUAAAUUAUGACUUUUUAGUAUUGUGCGCAGGUCUUUAUAAUUUGCCAAAUAUACCUAAAAUUAAGGGUGAAGAAAGUUUUAAAGGGAAAAUAAUACACAGCAGUAAGUUUAUAAAUGCCAAAAAAUUAUGUGAAGGAAAAAAUGUUGUUGUUAUAGGAGGACUGAGAAGCGCAUAUGAUAUUUCUAAUAUAGCAGCGAAAAAUGGAGGAAAAGUUAUUAAUAUACAAAGGAGAGUCCACUGAACCAAGCCUUAUGGGAAAAAAUUUUUUGGGAUUAAUAUAGAAAAGCUGCUUUUUACAAGAUUUGGCCAAUUAUUUUUAAUGCCUGUCGAUGAUGGGUUUUGGCUCUAUAACUAUUGCAAGCCUUUAGUUAACUGAUUUUAUAAACAAGUCGAAAAAAAAUUCAAAGAAGACCUCCCAGAAUUUCUGCAUCCAGAUCUGUCUUAUGCCUCUUCAAGAAGUGUUGAUAUAAAUAUCAGAGACGAAGAAAUCAUUAAAAAAUAUAUUUCAGGUGAAAUAAAGCAUGUUAAAGGGACUGUCAAUGAAAUUACCCCUGAUGGGGUUAUUGUCGGGGAUAAUCAUUAUAAAGCUGAUUUAAUUGUUUAUGCAACUGGAUUUCAGUUUAGUACUUUUGGGAUAGAACAAGAAGAAGAUGGAACUUGAAUGUAUAGGCAUACAAUAAUUCCUGGGAAAAAGAAUCUGGCCGUUAUUGGGAUGUUUAGAAAUGUAGGGGCUUGUCUGGGAUUUUCAAUACAAGCAUGCUGGCUGGCUGAAGUUCUCAGAGGUAAGGUAGCUUUGCCGGGAAAUGAGGAAAUGAAAAAUGAUAUUGCGAAAAGAAAAAAAAUUGUAAGAAAAUUUAUUAGGCCUUGCAAUAACUUAAACACUGUUGCAGGGGGCAUUUUUUCAUAUGAUCCUUUUAUGAGGGAUAUGGGACUUCAAAUAAGGAGACAGAAAACUUUAUUUAAACAUUAUUUUGGCUUUUUGGACGUUGCAGAUUAUAAAGCAGUCAUAACACAUCGAGUGUAA